This is a messenger RNA of Acomys russatus (golden spiny mouse), 749 nucleotides long. RefSeq names its product cytochrome b5. NCBI's taxonomy places the organism in Eukaryota, Metazoa, Chordata, Mammalia, Rodentia, Muridae. The record is from RefSeq and is a predicted model, not a curated record. The transcript is spliced from 5 exons. Gene Ontology annotation, molecular function: heme binding. Gene Ontology annotation, cellular component: mitochondrial outer membrane; intracellular membrane-bounded organelle. The coding region runs from base 102 to 506 and encodes 134 amino acids.
GGGUGGGGAUGGGAAUGUCCCGGGCGGAGGCGUCUUAGACAAGAAGGGCGCACCACCCUGCACGGCUGUGUGGCAGGGCCCGGGAGGCUCACUGUUCCGAGAUGGCCGGGGAGGCAGACAAGGAUGUGAAGUACUACACCCUGGAAGAGAUUCAGAAACACAAAGACAGCAAGAGCACCUGGGUGAUCCUGCAUCACAAGGUGUACGAUCUGACCAAGUUUCUGGAAGAGCACCCUGGUGGGGAAGAAGUCCUCAGAGAGCAAGCUGGGGGUGAUGCCACUGAGAACUUCGAGGAUGUUGGGCAUUCUACUGACGCGCGAGAACUGUCCAAAACAUACAUCAUCGGAGAGGUCCACCCAGAUGACAGAUCAAAGAUAGCCAAGCCUUCGGACACUCUCAUCACUACUGUCGAGUCUAACUCCAGUUGGUGGACCAACUGGGUGAUCCCAGCCAUCUCAGCCUUGGCUGUAGCCCUGAUGUAUCGACUCUACGUGGCAGAAGACUAGCGUCCCUCUCUGAAGCCAAGGAAGGAAAAGACUGCCCCAGAGCGGGGAGAAAAGAAGCCAGUGUUAAUCACUUCCACUGACAGAAAGCAAUUGUAAUAUAUGUUUCCCUUCCCUCCUGUGCUAAUAGAACAAAGACACUUUUCAAAUGUGCCUUUUUAUUCAACUUCCUUUUGAUGUUUCCUCACUACAUAAUUUACUUAUUGUAAGCAUGAUCUUUUUAAAAUAUAUCUGGCUUUUAAAGUA